AUGUCAUCUGAGCAAUACGUCCUCUUUGAUCUCCCAAGCCGAGAUCCUGUCGGUGCUUGGUCUCUCAACCCAUGGAAGACUCGAUUUCUCCUGAACUUCAAGGGAAUCGAUUACAAGACCGAAUGGCUCGAGUACCCCGACAUCAAGCCCACUCUUGAGCCUCAUGUCCCCGCCAACCCAUCCACUGGAACAUGGACCAUCCCAACCGUCAAGUUCCCCGAUGGAGAAUACAUCAUGGACUCCAACGCGAUCCUCGAGCGCGUCGAGAAGGACCACCCUGAGCCCUCUGUCCACAAGGACUCACCCGUCCUCGCCAAGCUCUUCUCCAUCAUGCCAAAUAUCAUGGGCGCCCUUCGACCUGUCUACUUCUACACCGUCCCCAACAACAUCCUCAGUGAAAAGAGCGUCCCUUACUGGCACGAGACACGAUCCAAGAUGGCCGGCCAGCCUAUUGAGGAGCUUCACAAGGAGAAGGGCGGCCAACAGGCUUGGGAUAACGCCAAGGCACAUAUCCACGAGGUUGAGGCUCUUCUAAAGGAGAACUCAGAGGGACCUUUCUUUCUGGGAAAGACCCCUAGCUAUGCUGACUUUGUCUGGGGUGGCUUCUUGAUCUUCAUGCAGCGUAACAACAUUCUUGAGGAAGUGUACAAGAUCAGUGGUGAUAGCCAGCUUCACAAGGACCUUCUCGAGGCUACCGCUCCCUGGCACAAGCGAAAUGACCACUAA
This is a messenger RNA of Fusarium tjaetaba, 726 nucleotides long. RefSeq names its product glutathione S-transferase. The transcript is spliced from 4 exons. NCBI's taxonomy places the organism in Eukaryota, Fungi, Ascomycota, Sordariomycetes, Hypocreales, Nectriaceae. The coding region runs from base 1 to 726 and encodes 241 amino acids. The record is from RefSeq and is a predicted model, not a curated record.